Messenger RNA from Pezoporus flaviventris, 6931 nucleotides. RefSeq names its product phosphatidylinositol-3,4,5-trisphosphate dependent Rac exchange factor 2 (gene PREX2). The coding region runs from base 560 to 5380 and encodes 1606 amino acids. The transcript has 41 exons. Gene Ontology annotation, molecular function: guanyl-nucleotide exchange factor activity; protein binding. The record is from RefSeq and is a predicted model, not a curated record. Gene Ontology annotation, biological process: intracellular signal transduction. Lineage: Eukaryota; Metazoa; Chordata; Aves; Psittaciformes; Psittacidae.
UGAUGUAUGUCUCGUGGGGAGGUGUGGAGGGGGAAGUUGAAAUGGCUCUUUUGCAGGUGAUUAAGCUAAACCAGAGCAACCGCUGAUUCCCUGGCCAGCCAGCUUGCUGGGCCAGUUUUUAAAUUCUUGUGCUCUGUUGCUGGAGAUCUCCAAUUAGCCUCAAACUGGAACUCUCAGCUUGUGUGUGAACCAGGCAGCUGCUGGCACGCAAUCUUCCCUGAAGUUGUUUCCUUUCCUUUUUCCUGAGAUUUAGCGCAGGGGGGGAAGGGGCUGGAGUCACAUGGAUACAAAGCUUUUGAUUAAUGUCCAAGUCUGUGCUGCUGCUGCGGAGGCUUUCCAACCUCUCAGCUAACACGGCGAGCUGGGAACCAGUGACCGCUUGUUUCCUCCGGGCUGUGUCCUCUUCCUGACGGGAAAGGAGCACGCACCGGGCUGGCUCCUCGCCUCCGGACUUCGGGCCGCUGCCGGAGCCGGCGGAGCGCUGGGCGUUGAGGCAGCGCUGCCCGCAGCCGGGAGAGCCGCCGGGCUGUGAGGGAGCUCCGCUCCUCCUCGCUGCACCAUGACAGAGGAAAGCAAAGGGGAAGGCAAGGGGGAAAGCGGGAAGGACCUAGAGAAGCAGCUUCGUCUGCGCGUUUGCGUCCUCAACGAGCUGCUCAAGACCGAGCGGGACUACGUGGGCACGCUGGAGUUCCUGGUGUCGGCUUUCCUUCACCGAAUGAUCCAAUGUGCUGCAGCCAAAGUAGAUAAAAAUGUCACAGAAGAGACAGUUAAGACGUUGUUUUCAAAUAUUGAAGAUAUUCUUGCAGUUCACAAAAACUUCCUUUCCCUGGUGGAGGAGUGCUUGCAGCCAGAACCUAAUGCACAGCAUGAAGUUGGAACCUGCUUUCUUCAUUAUAAAGAAAAAUUCCGUAUUUAUGAUGAAUAUUGCAGUAAUCAUGAGAAGGCGCAGAAAGUUCUCCUUGACCUUAACAAAAUAAGAACAGUGCGGACCUUUCUUUUGAAUUGCAUGCUUCUUGGAGGACGCAAGAACACAGAUGUACCGUUGGAGGGAUAUCUGGUAACACCAAUACAGAGAAUAUGCAAGUAUCCCCUUCUUUUGAAGGAGUUACUGAAGCGGACUCCAAGGAAGCACAGUGACUAUGCAGCACUAAUGGAAGCCCUCCAGGCCAUGAAAGCUGUCUGUUCCAACAUAAAUGAAGCCAAGAGACAAAUGGAGAAAUUAGAGGUUUUGGAAGAAUGGCAGUCUCAUGUGGAAGGAUGGGAGGGGUCCAACAUCACAGAUACGUGCACAGAAAUGCUACGAAGUGGACUACUAUUGAAAAUUUCAGCAGGAAAUAUCCAAGAGAGGAUAUUUUUUCUUUUUGACAACCUUUUGGUUUACUGCAAAAAAAAGCACAGGCGAUUGAAGAACAGCAAAGCAUCUACAGAUGGCCACCGUUACCUUUUUCGGGGCAGAAUAAACACAGAAGUGAUGGAGGUAGAGAAUGUAGAUGAUGGAACAGCUGACUAUCACAGCAGUGGCCACACUGUUAUAAAUGGCUGGAAGAUCCACAACACAGCAAAGAACAAAUGGUUUGUAUGCAUGGCAAAAACCCCUGAAGAGAAGCAAGAAUGGCUGGAAGCUAUUUUGAAAGAGCGAGAGAGAAGAAAAGGUUUGAAAUUGGGUAUGGAACAGGACACUUGGGUGAUGAUCUCUGAGCAAGGAGAACGACUGUACAAAAUGAUGUGUAAACAAGGGAAUCUCAUCAAAGACAGGAAGAGGAAAUUGACCACUUUUCCCAAAUGCUUUCUUGGAAGUGAAUUUGUGUCCUGGUUGUUGGAAAUCGGAGAGAUACACAAAUCUGAAGAAGGUGUUCAUCUUGGACAAGCUUUGUUAGAGAAUGGCAUUAUCCAUCAUGUUACAGAUAAGCACCAGUUCAAACCUGAACACAUGCUGUACAGAUUCCGAUAUGAUGAUGGAACAUACUACCCCAGAAAUGAGAUGCAGGAUGUGAUUUCUAAGGGUGUACGAUUGUACUGUCGCCUUCACAGUCUGUUUACCCCAGUAAUUAGGGAUAAGGAUUAUCACUUGAGAACCUACAAAUCUGUGGUCAUGGCUAACAAACUCAUAGACUGGUUGAUUGCACAGGGGGAUUGCCGGACGAGGGAGGAAGCUAUGAUAUUCGGUGUAGCUCUUUGUGAUAAUGGGUUUAUGCACCAUGUGUUAGAGAAAAGUGAAUUUAAAGAUGAACCACUGCUGUUUCGUUUUUAUGCGGACGAAGAAAUGGAAGGGUCAAAUAUGAAGCACAGACUCAUGAAACAUGAUCUGAAAGUAGUGGAAAAUGUCAUAGCCAAGUCAUUACUGAUUAAAUCUAAUGAAGGCACCUAUGGUUUUGGUUUAGAAGAUAAAAAUAAGGUGCCAAUUAUUAAAGUGGUGGAGAAAGGAUCAAAUGCUGAGUUGGCAGGCUUGGAAGUUGGGAAAAAAAUCUUUGCCAUUAACGGCGACCUGGUUUUUCUGCGACCCUUCAGUGAAGUGGAUUGCUUCCUGAAAGCAUGUUUAAACAGUAGAAAACCCCUGCGGGUUCUUGUGAGCACUAAACCACGGGAGACAGUGAAGAUUCCUGAUUCUGCAGAUGGACUUGGAUUCCAAAUCCGGGGCUUUGGUCCAUCAGUUGUCCAUGCUGUUGGGAGAGGAACAGUGGCAGCUGCGGCAGGUCUCCACCCUGGCCAGUGCAUAAUCAAAGUGAAUGGAAUUAAUGUCAGCAAAGAGACUCAUGCAAGUGUUAUCGCUCAUGUCACGGCAUGCAGGAAGUACAGGCGGCCAAUGCAGCAAGAUUCUAUACAGUGGGUUUACAACAGCAUCGAAAGUGCACAGGAGGAUCUUCAGAAAACAAACACUAAGCCCUCUGGAGAUGAUGGAGGAGAUGCCUUUGACUGCAAAGUGGAAGAGGUAAUUGACAAAUUUAACACUAUGGCAAUAAUUGAUGGGAAGAAAGAUCAUGUGAGUCUGACUGUUGACAAUGUCCAUCUGGAGUAUGGAGUGGUUUAUGAGUAUGACAGCACAGCUGGAAUAAAGUGCCAUGUCUUAGAAAAAAUGAUUGAACCAAAGGGAUUUUUCAGCUUGACUGCAAAGAUUCUUGAAGCACUGGCAAAAAGUGAUGAACAUUUUGUGCAGAAUUGUAACAGCCUCAAUUCUUUAAAUGAAGUGAUCCCCACCGAGCUUCAAAGUAAAUUCAGUGUCAUUUGCAGUGAGAAAAUUGAGCAUAUCUGCCGAAGAAUCUCUAGUUAUAAAAAGUUUUCAAGAGUAUUAAAAAACAGAGCUUGGCCUACCUUCAAACAAGCUAAGUCAAAGAUUUCUCCACUUCACAGCAGUGAUUUCUGUCCAACCAAUUGCCAUAUCAAUGUGAUGGAAGUGUCUUACCCUAAAACCUCAACUUCCCUUGGUAGUGCCUUUGGUGUACAGUUAGACAGCAGAAAACAUUCUUCCCAUGAAAAGGAGAAUAAAAACACUGAUCAAGGUAAACUGAAUCCCAUGAUUUAUGUCCAACAUACCAUUACUACUAUGGCUGCCCCUUCAGGACAGUCUCUUGGCCAGCAAGAGGGCCACGGUCUGAGAUAUCUCUUGAAAGAAGAAGAUUUAGAAACACAAGAUGUCUAUCAAAAAUUGCUGUUCAAAUUACAAGCUGCACUGAAAGAGGUGGAAACAUGUGUCUGUCAAAUAGACGACCUUCUUUCUUCAAUAACAUACUCUCCCAAAUCAGAACGUAAAACACCUGAGCCUUUAAUGCCAGCAGACAGUGAUAAUGAAAAGGGGGAAAGGAAUGGGAAGAAAGUCUGUUUCAGCAUGACAGGUGAUGAACAAGAAGAUUCUGGUCAUGAUACUAUCAGCAACAGGGAUUCUUACAGCGAUUGCAACAGCAAUCGGAACUCCAUUGCCUCGUUCACCAGCAUUUGCAGCAGUCAGUGCAGUUCGUAUUUUCACAGUGAUGAAAUGGAUUCAGGUGAUGAACUUCCCAUAAGCGUUCGAAUCUCCCAUGAUAAACAGGACAAGCUCCAUAGCUGUUUGGAGCAUCUUUUUGGUCAAGUGGAUUCAAUUGUCAAUCUUCUGAAAGGACCAGCUGUGAUGAGGGCCUUUGAGCAGACAAAAUACUUCACACCAGGUCGAGGCCUCCAAGAGUUUCAGCAGGAAGUAGAACCAAAGCUUAACUGUCCAAAGAGACUACGACUCCACAUCAAGCAAGACCCUUGGAACCUGCCCAGCAGCGUCCGGAGUCUUGCCCAGAAUAUCAGAAAAUUUGUUGAAGAGGUGAAGGCACGAAUCCUUUUGGCCCUUCUUGAAUAUACAGAUAGUGAGAUACAACUGAGACGAGACAUGGUCUUCUGCCAGAGCCUAGUAGCCACAGUCUGUGCUUUUUCAGAGCAGCUAAUGGUGGCCUUAAAUCAGAUGUUUGAUAACAACAAAGAAUAUGAAAUGGAGACGCUGGAGGCCAGCAGAAGGUGGUUGGAACAAAUAGCGAGUGCAGGUCUUCUCCUUCAUUUCCAGUCCCUGCUUUCACCUAACCUGGCUGAUGAGCAAGCCAUGCUAGAAGAUACACUGGUUGCGCUGUUUGACUUGGAAAAAGUUACUUUUUAUUUCAGACAGUCAGAGCCAGAACCCCUAGUUGCAAAUGUACCGAUAACGUACCAAGCAGAAGGAAACCGGCAGACCCUGAAGGUCUACUUCUACCUUGAUAGUUACCAUUUUGAACAGCUUCCUCAAAGGCUGAAGAAUGGAGGGGGAUUUAAAAUCCACCCAGUACUUUUUUCACAAGCACUGGAGAGCAUGGAAGGAUAUUAUUACAGAGACAGUGUCUCAGUAGAAGAAUUUCAAGCUCAGAUUAAUGCAGCCUCACUAGAAAAAGUCAAGCAGUACAACCAGAAACUACGGGCAUUCUACCUGGAUAAGUCAAACUUGCCUCCAAAUUCAACAUCUAAAGCAGCUUAUAUAGAUAAGUUGAUGAGGCCUCUCAAUUGCUUGGAUGAACUUUACCGACUCAUAGGGUCCUUCAUCCGAUCCAAGCGCACUGCUGCCUGUGCAUACACUGCAUGCAGUGCUUCUGGAGUUGGACUGCUUUCAGUGUCAUCCGAACUCUGUAGCAGGCUUGGAGCUUGUCACAUCAUUAUGUGCAACAGUGGAGUUCACCGCUGCACUCUGAGUGUUACCUUGGAACAGGCAAUCAUUUUGGCUCGGAGCCAUGGGCUACCUCCUCGCUAUAUCAUGCAAGCUACAGAUGUCAUGCGCAAACAGGGUGCAAGAGUACAAAACACAGCCAAGAAUUUAGGAGUGAGGGAUCGAACACCACAGUCUGUGCCAAGAUUAUACAAGCUAUGCCAGCCACCACCACCUGUUGGAGAAGAAUGAGGAGAACUGCUCCAGAAAAUUCCAGUAAUGACCUUAAGGAUGCUGGGACUAUAUGACAAAAAAUCUAACUGCACUAUAGCAGUGUGUGCCUAGGGCUUUGAUAAAUAGAAAAACCCUUUACUCAGGAUAAAGAAAGAAAUACCCUAAAUAUUCUCUAUUGGCAGUGAAAAAUAAACAACCAACUUCUAAAAAGUAUUUCUGGAAUCUGUGCACUCCAGCCUUACGCUACUAGAACAGGAAUCUUCCUUGGGAAUUUUACACUGGAAUCCAGUUCAUUUGAUGGGUCUUGUUCAGCCACACGAUAGGUAUAGCCAGCAGUUGGAAUACAGAUAUCUUGUUCAGAGAGAAUGACUUCACUUGUACACUGUACAGAAUGUCUUCUUGCAGAAGGAAUAAAAGCCUAGAUAAACUAGGCUUGAUAAUGAGCAUGCACUUCAUACAGGGCCCUUUGCACUGAUAAUCCCUUUUUUCCCAUCACUAUCAUAAUUUUUCAGAAUGGUGAUGUUACUGUUACAAGUAUAUGAUGUAGGUGAGGUUUAAAGGUGGACAAUUGUAGAACUGUGUUUAAUGGCUACAGGCAGACUAUUGCUAGGAGCAUGUGCUUGUAAUCGGUAAACUUAAUCAUGUCUUAAGGUGUCCUUUGUCAUACUCCUUUGGAAAGAGUAGCUAUAUGGUAUAUGAGGUGAAGUUUUGCCCCUUGUUCAGUUGCCAUUUUAAUGAAGGAGAAGAAAUGUAAGAUCUUCAUCCAUGGUUAGACUGAAUUUCAGACUCUGUCUAGUCGAUGUUUUACAUUAUUGAGUCUCUGCAUUUCAGAGUUUUCCAGAGUUGUGUAUAUUCUUGUAUUAUAGUGCUAUACUAGCCAAUCUGCAGAAGGCGAGGAUGAGGCAGUAUUGUUAUGUUUAACUGGAAAUGUCUGUGGUAUAAGUUGAAGUCCAGUUCGGGGGGGUGAUGUAUUGUUGCAUUUCCUGUGUUUUGUCAGAAUAGUUUUGGUUUUUUUUUAAUAGGAUGUCAGUUCUUUUGGAGUGGUAAUUGCUAUAGAUUUAUUUUGAAAUUGUAAUGAAUAUUUAGAGGGACCAGGGAAAAUGUAUCUACAUUUAGCUGUUCUUUUGGCGGAAGAAUUUUCAGAGAAGGUGUCCCCAGAUGAGGUUUCAUAUGUGAAAACAUUGAAACAAAAACUGUAUUCUGAAAUAGUUCUACUUGUAGCAGCUAUGCAGUCUGUUAGAGCAGGACAUACACUGUGUGAGUAAAUGUUAUUUUCUGUACAACAGCAGCCUAUAGUUAUGCUAUAGCAAUCAAACCUCACAACAUAAUUGUUGAAUAUUAUCUAGUUAUUUAUGAAAUCUUCAACAAAUAUAUUAGUCCGCAAUUAAAUAAGUGAGAAUUCAAAAUGAGAUGUACUCUUGCAGAGAGUGUUUUUAUAUACGAUAUCUAGGGGACUUACUACUUUUCUCCAAAGGAGGAAUUAGAGCUCCUACCUUUUUCACUAUUCUUAAUGUUUUUACACAGACUUUAACUUUGCUAAGAAAAUAAAUAUUUUUAUAUAUCCACAGA